AUGGGUAGUGAAAGUGAAGGUACUACAAAAAAGAAUUCUGCAUCAGAGAGGGAGAAACACAGAACACAAAAGUAUCGUCCCGAUUGGGAAAAAUUACAUUUAUUUAAGGACUGGUUAGGGCCCGGUAAAAUCCUAUUUGAAGCCAGGUGCACUAUUUGUGACGUCGACAUGGUAUCAGAAUACGGAGUUUUGAAGAUACACUCUUCAAGGCAAAAGCAUAUAAAAGCCAUGUCUGCAAUACCAAGCAAAACAAAACAGCGUAAUAUCAUGUCAGCUUUUGUGACUAAAGGAGUUGUGCCCAAAAAUCAAGUUGUUAUAGUGACUGAAAACAAGUUGGCUGCUUUUCUAGUUGAGCAUAAUAUUGCGAUUCAAGCUGCAGAUCAUAUGUCAGAUAAUAAUGGUAUAUUGGAAGAUUUCGGAGUAGAACAUAGAAUUUCUAUGAAAAGAUCAAAAACUACAGCUAUGACAGCUACCGAAAUAAUUGGUGAAAGAGAAAAAUCGUCUCUAGCUGAAAAACUAACAAAAUUCAGUGUUAUGUCUGAUAAAUCUACUGAUGUCAGCACUCAAAAGGCUAGUUGUAUAAUUGUCAGAUAUGAUAAUAUCUGA
Molecule: messenger RNA, 606 nt
Organism: Pieris macdunnoughi
Lineage: Eukaryota; Metazoa; Arthropoda; Insecta; Lepidoptera; Pieridae
Source: the annotation of a GenBank genome assembly